AAAAAAUUAAAGACUCAAAAAGGAACAAAAGAUCUAAAAUGGGACCUUCAUUUUCUUAAAGAAAUCAAUCACAUUGGCUUUCGGGAACAAGUUCGAAAGUUAAAUGCUUCAAAGAAAUGUGUUACUGGGUGAAAGGAAAUGAGAGAGGAACUCGGGGUUGGGUUUGAGAUACAAUGACUGGAGGGUCAUUGGGUCUACGUACAGGGAGUUAUGGGUCAUUGCAGAGCAUCAAAAACGUUAUUGCUGGUUCUAGAGAAAAGGAGAGGUCUCUCCCCUCCGUUUGGUAUCGGUGUUUGGGUCGCCGGAAAGUUUCCAUGCUGUUUCUGGUUGCCCUUUCCCUUUUGGUCUUCGUCUUGGGUUCUUUUCUUGUCAACAAAGAGACAGAAAGUCGUAGUCCAACUGUGGAUCAACGGAUUGGAACUAUGAGCAUGACUCAUUACCUGAACGGUGCCCAUAGUGAAGCUUCACGGAUACUUGGAAGGAAGGAUCAGCAUAAAGAUAAAAAGUAUUCUGCAGCAAAUAGUGUGAAUGGGGGCGAUGGAAAUAAAUUUCAAGUUUCUGAUUCUAAAGGUGCAAACCAUCCAUGCAUGAAUUUCACAUUUCCUCCUCCCCCUCCACCUUAUCUUAGACGGAUUGGGCCUCGGCCAUGUCCAGUAUGUUACCUCCCCGUGGAUCAGGCCAUAGCUAGCAUGCCAAGCUCCCCAUCAGAAUCUCCAGUGCUUCAUAAUUUGACAUAUGUUCAUGAUGAAAAUCCAAUUAAAACUGAACCACAUGGGGGCUCUGACUUUGGUGGAUAUCCGUCUCUAAAGCAAAGAGAAGAUUUAUUUGACAUAAAAGAGUCGAUGACAGUCCACUGUGGAUUUGUCAAGGGAAGUAAACCUGGACACCAGACUGGAUUUGACUUUGACGAGUCUGAUCUGGAAGAGUUGCAGCAGUUCCACGAGAUCAUCGUUGCGUCGGCUAUAUUUGGGAACUAUGACGUGAUACAACAGCCCAUGAACAUCAGUGAAGAAGCAAAGAAAAAUGUUCCUUUCUACAUGUUUAUUGAUAAAGAAACAGAAGCAUAUAUGAAGAACAAAAGUGUGUUGGAUGACAGUAAAAAGGUGGGCUUGUGGAGAAUUGUUGUGAUUCACAAUGUUCCUUACAUGGAUGCGAGACGUAAUGGCAAGGUCCCAAAGCUUUUGUUACAUAGAAUCUUCCCAAAUGUUCGCUACUCUUUAUGGAUCGACGGAAAGCUCCAGCUUGUUGUGGAUCCUUAUCAAGUUCUUGAGAGAUUCUUGUGGCGCCAUAAUGCUAAUUUUGCAAUCUCGAGACACUACAGGCGAUUUGAUGUCUUUGUAGAGGCUGAAGCAAAUAAAGCUGCAGGAAAAUAUGAUAAUUCAUCGAUUGAUGCGCAGGUGGAUUUUUAUAAAAAAGAGGGAUUAACACCAUAUUCUGAGGCCAAGCUUCCUAUAACCAGUGAUGUUCCUGAAGGUUGUGUACUCAUAAAGGAACAUAUUCCAAUCACGAAUCUUUUUACAUGCCUGUGGUUCAAUGAAGUUGAUCGUUUUACAUCUCGGGACCAAUUAAGCUUUGGUAUGGUGAGGGAUAAGAUAAUGGCGAAAGUUGAUUGGCAUAUCAAUAUGUUUUUGGAUUGUGAACGACGCAAUUUUGUCAUACAGGCAUAUCAUAGAGAUCUAUUGGAGCACAUGCCCCCACCAGUUGUGAUUCGACGCCCACCGGCUUUGCCAAAUACAAAUGUCCGUGGAAGAAAUCAAGGGAAGAGGACUCCAAGACGUGGCAGGGAUAAGAGAUCUGGUUCGAGACGUCACCGUAGGGCUACUGCUGGUAACAGAGAUGGCACUUUCUUUUAAAUGCUUUUUGAACCAAAAAGAAGAUAAGAGAAGAAAUCUCGUUCUCUUUCUUCAUCGUCAACCAUCUUCUUUUCUUUCGGCAAAAACAAAUUUGCUUCUUUUCUUCCCCGUCUCGGAAUAGGAGGACUAGUUGGCUAAUUUUAGGAUUAUGGCACAAAUUUUUGUCUGGAAAAAAUUUGUUAUCUAUUCUUUUAUUGUUGUACACCCUGAAUGAGCUUCAUAAAUGCUCUGCUCUCAUUGUCC
Messenger RNA from Hibiscus syriacus, 2096 nucleotides. RefSeq lists its product as uncharacterized. The transcript has 12 exons. The record is from RefSeq and is a predicted model, not a curated record. Bases 174 to 1853 code for a protein of 559 amino acids. NCBI's taxonomy places the organism in Eukaryota, Viridiplantae, Streptophyta, Magnoliopsida, Malvales, Malvaceae.